This is a messenger RNA of Phyllopteryx taeniolatus (common seadragon), 2456 nucleotides long. It is a transcript of the gene hoxd12a, whose product is annotated as homeobox D12a. NCBI's taxonomy places the organism in Eukaryota, Metazoa, Chordata, Actinopteri, Syngnathiformes, Syngnathidae. The coding region runs from base 54 to 920 and encodes 288 amino acids. Gene Ontology annotation, molecular function: sequence-specific double-stranded DNA binding; DNA-binding transcription factor activity, RNA polymerase II-specific. Gene Ontology annotation, biological process: regulation of DNA-templated transcription. The transcript is spliced from 2 exons. The record is from RefSeq and is a predicted model, not a curated record.
AAGGAGCUUCGGGAGCAGCGUGCGGCGCGGCGAGGCGAGGCGAGGCGAGCUCCAUGGCAAUGUGCGAACGGAACCCUCUGAGCCCGCCGGGCUACGUCGGACCUCUGUUGAAUUUGGCCCCGACUCCCGAGACGCUCUACUUGUCCAACUUGCGGGGCGGCAACGCCGGGGCGCACAUGCCCCCGCUGCACCCCCACCACCACCCUCACCAUCCUCACCACCCCCACCACCACCACCACCACCACCACCACCACAUCCCUUACAACAGGAGGCCAGAGCUGUGCACGCUCCCGUGGCCCGCGUCAAGUCCGUGCGCGUCCGGGACGCCCGCGCAGAGCCGCGCCUUCGGAACCUACUGCCCGACGUUUCGCUCCAACAACAACACCACCACCACCACCACCACCACCGGCAACCCGGCCAAGUCUCCCGGGGCAGAGCCGGCACCUCGGUGCCCCCAGGGCCCAGACCGCAAGGCGCCACAGUCGGGCGCGGCUCACGACGUUUACGCCGAGGAGCUGCAAGGCCACGGCGGGGGCCAGCGGGGUUACUCGGACGGGGGGCACGCUUCUGCCCAUGCCGGCCAUCUAGACCUGCACGAGUGCGCGCGACGACUUCAUGUAAACAACAAGCAGCACCAAACAGCUCGGCCUCCGUCCACUCUCACGUGCUUUGCUGAAGGUGGUGCGUGGCGCUCGUCGCAGCAGGUGAGGAGCAGGAAGAAGAGGAAGCCUUACUCCAAACCUCAGCUAGCCGAGCUGGAGAGCGAAUUCCUGCUCAACGAGUUCAUCAACAGGCAGAAGCGCAAAGAGCUUUCGGACAGGCUGGAGCUGAGCGACCAGCAGGUGAAAAUCUGGUUCCAGAACCGCAGGAUGAAGAAGAAGCGACUCAUGAUGCGAGAGCAAGUCUUCGCUACUUACUGAUGGACGAAAUAAAUAAAAAAUAAUAAUAAUCAUCAUCUUAAAAAAAUCAAUUAAAAAAAAAAAAAAAAGCAGCCAGCUCAUGUGUCAUGGACCAGCACAGCAGCGCCGCGUCACGUCACGGCACGUCACGACGACUGUGCUGGCUGGACUGGGCUGGGCUGGGCUUUUAUUUAUAAACGCGUGUGAAAUGCUUGCAAUCCCUGCAGUCCGUCACGGGAGACAUUUCGCAAUUGGCGGUGGAUUCUUUGGAGGCGACCCAAAUGCUCCACAGUGACUAGAUUUCAUGUUGUGCGUCUUUCCCAAUUCUGUCUUGUGUGUCUAUAUGCUCAAGUUCACGUUUAGGCCAUUUCGAUUGUAUAUUACAAAUAUGCAUGCUUGUUUACUAUUUGAUUUUUCACAUUUUAUUGUAAAUAAGUGUUGUUGUUGUUUUUUUAUUUGUUUUUUUUUUUUUCUUCCCCCAAACGCGGUUCGUGGAUGUUAAAAGUACUGAUGAUCACAUUAGAAUCGCUGCUCAAAUGUGAAUUAUUUUCCAGUGUGAAGAACAUAUAACGUUAUAGCAUAUUUGCCUAAGUCAUUUUUGAACGUUUUCGGGAUUUUGAAUUUUAUUUAUUUUUUAUUUUAAAAAAAUGCAACAAAUAACAUUCCAGUUGCUUAAAAGACUGAGAAUGUACACACACAAAAAACACACCACAAUUUAUCAAACAUAUUGCUGUUUUUAUUGUUGCCAGAAUAGCAUAGUUCCCUAUACGUCAUAUUUGAACAUUUUCGUAAUUUUAAGCUAGCACGUUAGUAUUUUUUUAAUUGGUAUUUUUUCGUGACACCAAAGUGACAGACAAUUAUGCUAUCAGUUUAACAAUAACCAAAAAAAAAAAAAAAAGCCAAAAAUGUCUCCUAAAAAUUGUGAGUUUAUUUUUUCUCUUUUUUCCGAAAACGCUCAAAUAUGCAACAUGGUAUUAGUUUAAUGAUAUUGUGGCAGUACGUUAAAAAUGACUUGGGUAAUUAUGCUAUCAUGCUAACGAUAUCAAGAAAAAUGUGUGUUUGCUAAAAAUGGUGUUCUCGUUUUCUGAAAACACUCAAAUAUGACUUCGGCAACUACAUGCUACUCAGCUAACAUAUUGUGGCAGUAAGUUCAAAAUGACUUAUGCUAUUAUGCUAAAGAUAAUGAUUUACUCACGAAAUUCUAUAUAGAAACAGGAAAACAUCUGUAUGGAAAAUGCUGACGAUUAAAAAAUAUAUAUAUAAUUGAGCACAUUUUUAAAUGUGUAAAUAAACGGUGAUUUCGAAGGGAAAUGCAUUCUCUGUAUUUGUCCAUGACAUUUGCAGAAUUAAAAUGGAAUAUUAUAUUCACGCAAUAUUAUUUUAGGAAAUGGCUUUUUUUUUUUUAACGUUAAUCCAACGUUAACCUACAUGUUUAAAUGAAAUACAUUUGUAUUGAGCCGGAUGACGUCAUGUUUAUAAUAAAUAGUAGUGAUCACCAAAUAUUCCCUUUUGAGUGCACUUCUGAUAACUAAAUGUAUUUCUUCAUUUUUCCUUUUU